AAAGUAUGGGCAGUGCGGGAUUUUCCCCCAGGUUGUGGUAGAAAUGCUCCAAAAGUUUGCUUGAACCACAAGGAAAAUGAUGUGGUCUCCAUCAGUGAAAAUAUGGCUGACACUCUGGUGGCCCAUGGUGACAAUGGUCCUAACACUGGGAAUGAGUUCGAUUCUGCUGAAGGUGUGGACUGUCUCGUUGACAUGGAAGAGAAUGAAGAAUUGGAUAAGUUGGCAGGGAAUGGGUUAGCCAGAACCACGACUGUGAUAGAAAACGGGUUGGAAGAACCAACGAGUCAUGUCAGAUCACUUGGAUUUGAGUUGUCUAAAGAUCCUGAAAAUAGUGAAAGGUCAUUGCUCAAGAAAGCAAAAGUCAUUCGGUAUGAUGAAUUAGUGCCGGAAGUUGAUGUGGAGAGACAUUCAAUGCACCCUGGCAGUGUGACUGAUAGUAGGAAAAUUCCUGUUUGUGAUCUGAAACUAUUGUCACUGCCUCAGCAGCCACUCAAGAAUGGAAGUGUCGAGGAUAAUAUUUCCCCAUUGCCAAAGAAAAAGUACUGCCAAGGAAGAGUUUUUGCUGUUCGUGACUUCCCUCCAUUUUGUGGAAGAAAUGCUCCUAAGCCAACCGUACUGGAUCGCUUGGGUGGUAGUGAAGCAAGCAAGAGAGUGGUUGUGUUAGAUAAGGGAGUUACAGAAAAUGAAGUGAUUGAGACGUCGAAAAAUGUUAUGGGUAGCUUAAUGGAAAGAGCAACAGUUUGCAUUGAAGACCCCGAAGAUGUCCAAGAUAACUAUGUUGGAAGGAGCCAACUUGAAAGAACUGUAAUGUUUCCAGAGACAAUGACGAAAAAGGAGAAUGAGGAUACAAGAAAAAUUAUGCGGAAGGAGUUUAUUGUAAAUUCACGGAAUGAACGUGAAAAGGCGACUACUGCAAAACAUGGUUUUGGUUCUGGAGAUAAAAUUAGCAGGCCAAUUGUGCAUGGGUUGGUGGAUGAGCCUUAUUCUCCAUGGAGGCAGAGGUCGCAAACUCCUAGGCCAAUUGUGCAAGGUCUGAUGGCUGAGAAAUACUGUCCCUGGAGUCAGAGGCAGCAAACUAGUUUAGAUGGCCUGAUGAGUGGAAACCAAGUUCAAAAGCCUAACAUGUAUCGGUGCAAUAAAUCCUCAGCUGUUGCCAGAAAAAGUAUUCCUAACUCAAAAUUUCGGCAGAGACUAUUUGGAAGGACUAAAUCAGGUUUUAUUGGUAAAGCUGCGCCAGGAUUUUCAAGUGCACCGGCUGCCAGCAAUGAUGGAACUCGUGAUUUGGAUUGUGAAGCAGUACCUGAAGAUUCUCCUAUUGGACAGGGGCAGUGUGAGUUUGACGUGACUCAACCACGUUUUGGUCCAAAAAGUUCCAGUCGCAGUGAUGCUCGCAGUAAAGUUAGAGAGACUCUUCGUCAGUUUCAGUCUACCUGUAGAAAAAUCUUGCGGGGGGAAGAAUCAAACUCAAGGCCUGGAGAAGUAAAAGCUAAGCAAAAAUAUAAAAUGAACGUAAGGAUUGAUCUUCAAGCAGCUAAGAUUAUCAAAGAAAAAGGGAUGGAAGUUAAUACAGGACCGCAGAUACUGGGAGAAGUUCCAGGAGUUGAAGUAGGAGAUGCGUUCCAAUACAGGGUUGAACUUGCUCUUGUGGGAGUUCAUCGCUUAUAUCAGGCUGGUAUAGAUUUCCUAAACAAUGGAGGAAUGCUGGUUGCAACUAGUAUUGUUGCUUCAGGGGCCUAUGAUGAUGAUUUUGGAGAUGCUGAUGAGCUGAUUUAUUCUGGGCAAGGUGGAAAUGUGGUCGGCAAGGUCAAAAUCCCUGAAGACCAGAAACUUGUGAAAGGUAAUUUAGCCUUGAAGAAUAGCAUAGGUACAAGGAAUCCUGUUCGGGUGAUUCAUGGAUCUAAGGAGACCAGGACUUGUGAAUCCAGGGGCGGAAGAGCACCUGUGGUGACUACUUAUGUGUACGAUGGUUUAUACACUGUUGACAAUUAUUGGAGAGAACAGGGGCCACAUGGUAAGAUGGUCUUUAUGUUCAAGUUGGUGAGAAUUCCUGGACAACCAAAGCUUACUUGGAAAGAAGUACAAUCAUCAAAAAAGUCCAACAUGCGGCAUGGUGUUUGUGUUCCUGAUAUUACAGAAGGGAAGGAGUCUCUACCUAUAACAACUGUGAACACAAUUGAUGGUGAGAAACCCCCACCAUUCAAGUAUAUCAAGAAGAUGAUGUAUCCAGCUGGUUUCCGCCCUGCUCCACCUAAAGGCUGUGAUUGUAUUGGUAGAUAUUCUGAUGCCAACAGGUGCUCAUGUGCAGUUAAAAAUGGAUUUGAGAUCCCUUACAACCAUAAUGGAGCUAUUGUUGAAAUUAAGCCUCUUGUAUACGAGUGUGGUCCUUCUUGUGGAUGCCCUCCUUCGUGCUAUAAUAGAGUGAGUCAACAUGGUAUUAAAGUUCCCCUGGAGAUCUUCAAGACAGAUACAAGGGGCUGGGGUGUGAGAGCUCUAACUUCUAUCUCUUCAGGAACCUUUAUUUGCGAGUAUACAGGAAAACUUCUCGAAGACAUAGAAGCCGAACGAAGAAUUGGCAAUGAUGAAUAUCUUUUUGAUAUUGGCCAGAAUUAUAGUGGUUGUACUAUGAACUCUUUAGCAGAAGAGGGUGGUUAUACCAUUGAUGCAGCUCACUAUGGAAAUGUUGGACGAUUCAUCAAUCACAGUUGUUCUCCCAAUUUGUAUGCACAGAAUUUUUUCUAUGAUCACGAGGAUAAGAAAAUGCCCCAUAUCAUGCUUUUUGCGGCAGAUAAUAUUCCUCCCUUGAAGGAGCUUUCUUACCAUUACAACUAUUAUGUGGAUCAGGUUUAUGACUCUGAUGGCAAGAUCAAGGAGAAGAAGUGCUUUUGUGGUUCUUCAGAUUAUACUGGUAGGAUGUACUAGGAUUUAUAAAGCUUAGCUGUUGUAGUUGAAUGGAAGAGUUACAUCUCGUUGUCUUUUUUCUUUCUUUUCUUCAUCUUGAAUAGUAGUGCUUCUUCUUCUUGUUUAGUCUGAUAUGCUACAUAGUAUAGUCUGUUCAUGGAAACAUAAGCUUGUACAGGCUGACUCGUAUGAUCCUAUAAUCUGAACUGACAAAUUUUGCACUAGUACUCAGCCUUUUUUUUUUAAUUUUUUUUUUUUAUGAUAUUUAGAUGUGGUUGAACUAGUUAAUUUGCUUUCCCAUCUCCUUCCAUGACUCUGGUUGCAUUACUUUCUCUUUUUAGUUGCAAAUAAUAGCAUGACGGUUAUAUUUACAUCUCCGUUGGGAGGAUGCAAGAUUUAUGUGGCUGACUAAAUUGCUCUCUGAACUGCUUUUGGCUCGGACUGUAUAUACUCUAAAUCCUUGAUUUGAUCUGCCUAUGUGGGAAGA
Molecule: messenger RNA, 3385 nt
Organism: Lycium ferocissimum
Lineage: Eukaryota; Viridiplantae; Streptophyta; Magnoliopsida; Solanales; Solanaceae
Product: histone-lysine N-methyltransferase, H3 lysine-9 specific SUVH5-like
Exons: 1
Coding region: 103-2919 (938 amino acids)
Cellular component (GO): nucleus
Molecular function (GO): protein binding; zinc ion binding; histone methyltransferase activity
Source: RefSeq, a predicted model, not a curated record